Messenger RNA from Cydia fagiglandana, 1748 nucleotides. RefSeq lists its product as uncharacterized. The transcript has 2 exons. The record is from RefSeq and is a predicted model, not a curated record. Lineage: Eukaryota; Metazoa; Arthropoda; Insecta; Lepidoptera; Tortricidae. The coding region runs from base 738 to 1748 and encodes 336 amino acids.
UCAGCAAGGUGAGUGCUUUUACCAAUUGACCUAGCCUGUCCUAAGUUCCACGGUAUAUCGUUUCGUAUCGCGUCUCGUAAUUCGCUUGAAUACAGUCCACAUAAUUUUUAAAUAUCGAAGUAAAAUAAUCCCCUUAACAUUUUUUGGUCCCACGAUCCGGAUAACUUGUAAGGUGACCGUGGUUAUUUUCGCUUUAAAUAUCAAUUUUCGUCAAUAAAUUGUUCAUUGUAAAAUCAUAAAAACAUUGGAGGGUAAGAUUGAAACACUGGGCUUGGGCGUUUUUCCGUUAGUUAAACUAUCGAGCGUUUAGUUCAUAGACUAAAAUUGUGUGUCGAAUUAAUUACGUUUCUGAACGCAACUUUUAGCUGUCAUUUUUGACAAGUUGUCAAUUGAAAAUCAUAACCUAUCAUUAUUAUCGAAUCAAAUAGUUUUGUUGUUGUUUUAGUGAUUCAAUAUACAUAUUUUUACAAAAUAAACAUGACACUUGGUGGGGAUUCGUCCGAAAGUUUCGACAAGAGCCGUAUGUUAGUAGUAAGGAAGCUUUUGAGUUGCAACUUGAAUCAAACACAGAAAUUCCCAGUUAUGAGGAAUUAAUUUCGUUUAUUGAAAAGCGGAGCCAGGCAUUAGAGAACAGCGUUGGUAAGUCGUUAACAUUAUCUAGUAAACCAGUGUAUAGUAAGCCAGUGUCGAAUAAGGCUAAGCCUGCUCUCCUUGUGCCGCCAGUGAGCAACUGUGCUAUGUGUUCCGCACCGGGACACAAAUUGGAUAACUGUACUAAAUUUUUGGAACUGCAGCCAUUGGAAAGGUUUGCUCAGGUUAAGGAGAGGAGACUUUGCAUACUUUGUUGUAGGCCAUCACACUCGGUUAAAAAUUGUAAAUCAUCGGUGACUUGUGGCAUCUGCAAGCGCAGACACCACACAUUAUUGCAUUUCGAAAAGGAUAAGGAGUUGGAACCAACAGCUCCACCGACCCAAGUGGCAUUGGCUGUGCAUAAUGCAAAUGCACCAAGUUUGUUCUCGACAGCUAUCGUGCUGAUAAAAAAUAAAUUUAAUAAUUUUGUACCAAUUCGAAUAUUGAUGGAUAAUGCUUCGGCUUGUAACUUUGUAACAUUGAAGUGCGCUCAAAAACUUGGAAUACCAAUUAGAAAUAAUUCACCAACGGUGAACGGUGUUGGUCUGUCAUCGACUGACACUUUUGGAAUUGUCGAUUGUGAGAUAGUUCCUUCGAAUGGGGACUCCUCAUGCAAAUUUUCGUUUGAAGCGUUCGUGCUUCCCAAGAUCUGCCAUGAUAUGCCACCAGAACCACUGAAUGUGUCUUCUUGGAGGCAUCUGAAGGAUUUAGAUCUUGCUGAUCCGUCUUUCCACAAAUCUGGACCAAUAGACAUGUUGGUUAACGUCAACCUUUUCGCUGCUGCACUACAAUCUGGCGUUGUCAAGGGCAACGCAGAUGAGCCCAUAGCUGUCCGCACUGUUUUCGGCUGGUUGGUAAUGGGUGAGUGCCCUAUAAACGUUAACACUUCUCGUUCUCGUUGUCAUAAAGGUUCAGAAGGUGAUACUCAGAGGUGCUAUCUCGUGUCGAGUCUAUCAUUAGACAAUAAUAUCAAGCGCUUCUGGGAACUGGAAAGGGUAGAUCCUCCCAAAAAUAUCGUUUUGUCGAAAUCAGAAAUGUCGUGUGAAAACCAAAGGGAAACUUCAUAUUGUCGCACUCCCGAGGGUAGGAUGGUAGUACCAUUAAAAAACACCCCGUAA